Messenger RNA from Vigna unguiculata (cowpea), 3229 nucleotides. It is a transcript of the gene PRP40C, whose product is annotated as pre-mRNA-processing protein 40C. The record is from RefSeq and is a predicted model, not a curated record. Gene Ontology annotation, molecular function: transcription coregulator activity; RNA polymerase binding. Lineage: Eukaryota; Viridiplantae; Streptophyta; Magnoliopsida; Fabales; Fabaceae. Gene Ontology annotation, cellular component: nucleus.
CAUUUCGAUUUUCCUCUCUUUCAACUCAAAACAAAACAUUCCCUCACUCACUCCUCUUUUCGCUCUCAACUGUUUCCGUCCAAAUUCUACCUCGCGCCUUCUUCUUCCUUCUCCGCACUCUCACACUGAUCGGUUUCAAUGGCUUCGCCGGCGUGGUUGCCGCAGGAGGCGAAGCCACCUGUGUCCGGAGAAACGUCUCUUCCUAUGGCUUCUCCUACCCCUAAUUCCGCUCAUGCAACUCCUUCUACCGCUCCGGCACCGGCUUCGGCACCUCCAUUUCCUCACGGCGUUCUUCAGAAUGCUAAUGCUUCGGGAAGCUCGCAGCAGUCAUCGACACAUAAUGUGAUAAAAUCCAAUUCAACAGUAAACCCUGUAGUUUUUCAACCUCCAGUUCCUGGUGUGUCGUCGCAUGCUGCUCUUUCGUUUUCAUAUAAUGUCCCCCAGAGUGGUGCUGCUUUUUCUAGCACCCAGCAGCAUACUCAAUCUAGUGGUAAAAUCUCCGAAUCUGUUGCACAGGAUGUUACUAAAUUAUCAUCUACGUCAAGUAAUCCACAUUCUGUCCCUGCUCAUACUUCUACAUCGAUAAUGCCUCCCUCUGAUCCUAAUUAUCGUCCAACUACUUCGUGGAUGCCCACUGCCAUGUCUUUUCCUUUGCAUCCUGUAAUGCCUACUCCAGGAAAUCCUGGCCCUCCUGGAUUAACAUCAACUUCUAUAAUAUCCAUCAAUCCUGCUGUUCCAUCUACAGGAACAGAUUCUUCCUCAGCGGCAUUACCGAGACCAAACAUGCCAAUUUCAGCCAUUGCAUCGGAUCCUACUACCCCUCUAAAAGGUUUACCCUAUCCAUCCAUGCCUUCAAUGGCUGCUCCCCCUCAGGGACUUUGGUUACAGGCCCCACAGAUGAGUGGUGUCUUUAGGCCCCCAUAUUUACAAUACCCUGCUCCUUUUCCUGGCCCCUUUCCAUUUCCAGCACGUGGUGUUACUCUCCCUGCUGUUCCAAUACCUGAUUCUCAACCUCCUGGUGUUACACCUGUGAGUGGUGGCGGUGGCACUUCUACACCUGCUUCCAGCAAUCAUAUAAGGGGAACAACUGCUUUGCAAACAGAAGUUAUUUCAGGGCCAGCUGAUGAUAAAAAGAAAUUAAAUGCUGUUGUCACCCAGAAUGAGGAUGCUGCUAAUAAUGAUCAAUUAGAGGCCUGGACUGCCCACAAGACUGAAGCAGGAAUUAUAUACUAUUAUAAUGCCUUGACUGGAGAAUCAACAUAUGAUAAACCUGCUGGAUUUAUGGGGGAGCCUCACCAAGUUUCUGCUCAGCCCACUCCAGUUUCAAUGAUGGAUUUGCCUGGUACUGAUUGGCUGUUGGUCUCUACCAGUGAUGGAAAAAAAUAUUACUACAACAAUCGAACCAAGACUAGCUGCUGGCAAAUUCCAAACGAGGUGGCUGAAUUGAAGAAGAAACAAGAUGGUGAUGUUACAAAAGAUCAGUUAAUGUCAGUUCCAAAUACUAAUGUCUUGUCUGAUAGAGGGUCUGGAAUGGUUACUCUGAAUGCUCCUGCUAUUAAUACUGGUGGUCGUGAUGCUGCAGCUCUUAAACCCUCCAAUCUACAGAGCCCAUCAUCGGCUUUGGAUUUGAUCAAGAAGAAAUUGCAGGAUUCAGGAACACCUGUUACUUCCUCUUCUAUUCCUGCGCCAUCAGUACAAACAGGAUCUGAAUCAAAUGGUUCAAAAGCAGUUGAAUCUACCUCUAAGGGCAUGCAAGCAGAUAAUAGCAAAGAUAAACAAAAAGAUACUAAUGGUGCUGCUAAUGUUUCUGAUACAUCUUCAGAUUCUGAAGAUGAAGACAGUGGGCCUUCAAAGGAGGAGUGCAUCAUUCAAUUCAAGGAGAUGCUCAAGGAGCGAGGAGUGGCACCAUUCUCAAAAUGGGAGAAAGAAUUGCCAAAGAUAGUAUUUGAUCCACGUUUUAAGGCCAUUCCAAGUUAUUCUGCAAGGAGAUCCUUGUUUGAGCAUUAUGUUAAAACUCGUGCUGAAGAAGAACGCAAAGAAAAGCGUGCUGCACAGAAGGCUGCAAUUGAAGGAUUUAAACAAUUACUGGAUGAAGCCUCAGAGGAUAUUAACUACAAUACUGAUUAUCAAACUUUUCGGAAGAAAUGGGGAAAUGAUCCACGGUUUGAGGCAUUGGACCGCAAGGAACAAGAGCAUUUAUUGAAUGAAAGAGUGCUUCCUUUGAAGAAAGCUGCUGAAGAAAAGACACAAGCAAUGCGUGCAGCUGCUGCAGCCAGUUUUAAGUCAAUGCUUAAAGAGCGAGGAGAUAUAUCUUUCAGCUCACGUUGGUCCAGGGUUAAAGAAAGUUUAAGGGAUGACCCAAGAUAUAAAUCUGUGAGGCAUGAGGAUAGGGAAGGUUUGUUCAAUGAGUAUUUAUCUGAACUGAAAGCUGCAGAACAUGCGGCAGAAAGAGAGACCAAAGCUAAAAGGGAGGAGCAGGACAAGCUUAGGGAAAGAGAACGAGAGCUGCGCAAAAGGAAGGAAAGAGAAGAACAGGAAAUGGAGAGGGUGCGACUAAAAAUUCGAAGAAAGGAGGCAGUUACUUCUUUUCAAGCUUUACUGGUGGAGACAAUCAAAGAUCCUCUGGCAUCAUGGACGGAAUCGAAACCUAAAUUAGAAAAGGAUCCUCAAGGACGCGCAACUAAUCCUGAACUUGAUUCUUCUGAUACGGAAAAGUUGUUUCGGGAACACGUGAAGAUGCUUCAGGAGCGAUGUGCUCACGAGUUUAGAGUUCUCUUAGCUGAAGUAUUGACCUCUGAUGCUGCAUCUCAUGAAAAUGACGAUGGAAAAACAGUGCUAAAUUCUUGGUCCACAGCUAAGCGAGUUCUAAAAUCUGAUCCAAGAUAUAACAAAGUUCCAAGAAAAGAAAGAGAAGCAUUGUGGCGGCGGUAUGCAGAAGAUAUGGUGCGGCGUCAAAAGGCAUCUCAUUCUCAUGAUUCCAGGGAAGAUAAACAUACUGAUGCUAAAGGUAGAAAUUCUCUAGAAUCUUCCAAAUAUCCAUUGGAAUCUGGGAGAUCGCACGACCGAAGAUAAUUCUUUCUGUAACUCCUCUCUUCUUACUCUUAUCAAUUCUCCCUUUAGUUUGAUGUUAGAGCAGAAUUAUAUAUUGCAUUGAAUCAAGUUCGCAAUACUGUCUACUCUAUCAACAUUAUUGAGAGCAGUGCCCCCAUAUCUUUUCUCAAUCUUCAAA